Messenger RNA from Aspergillus terreus NIH2624, 1464 nucleotides. RefSeq names its product URC4/urg3 family protein. Lineage: Eukaryota; Fungi; Ascomycota; Eurotiomycetes; Eurotiales; Aspergillaceae. Bases 1 to 1464 code for a protein of 487 amino acids. The record is from RefSeq and is a predicted model, not a curated record. The transcript is spliced from 3 exons.
AUGGGCCUCUUCAAACGCAAAGACUCCAAGAACUCCAUCCAGAGUGACCGCGAUGAACAGGACUCCUUCGCCUCCGCCAACAGUGCUCGCACCUCCUCGGCUUCCCUGAGAUCCCCCGGCUACAAGGGCAGUGGCCUGCCGGCCUCGAUCCCCGAAAUCUCCAUCGCAAAACCUCCUGAUCCCGCCUUGGACCCCGCCGCCUACCUGCGCAGUAUCCAUGCCAUUCGCGAAAGGACGAGCAUCGUUUACGACAAGGCCAAACGCAACGAGCUCAAUCAUUUCGACGUUGACAUGACCAAAUUCCCCACCACGGCCUCCUAUAUCGUGUCCAUGAUCAAGCGAGACUAUGCUCCCGACUACGAGUCCAUCCCGCCGCACGGUCGCUGGCAACACUUCGAUGUCGGCGGUCGUCCCCGCGUCAACCAACUCCUGCAAUCCUGGCCCAGCACCAUCGACGCGCAAGAACGCACCCGCCGAUUGAUCGAUCUCUUCGUCAUCUCCGUCCUCCUCGACGCCGGCGCCGGCACCACCUGGUCGUACAAGUCCAAGGAGUCUGGGAAGAUCUACUCCCGUAGCGAAGGCCUGGCUGUCGCCACACUCGAAAUGUUCAAGACCGGUCUGUUCAGCAGCGACCCCACCGAGCCGUGUCAAGUGGACGGCGCUGGACUCAAGAAGGUCACGGUCGAAGUGCUGGCCAAGGGCAUGCAGCAUUCGGAAACCAACCAGUUGGCGGGUAUUGAGGGUCGUGCGGGGCUGCUCAUGCGUCUGUCCGAGGCCCUGAACAAUCAGGAGUUCUUUGGUGUGGAUGCCCGCCCGGGGAAUUUGCUAGACUACCUCCUGUCGCAUCCCUCCACCCUCGCGUCCUCCGUCCCUAUCGUCCCCAUCACUACGCUCUGGACCGUCCUUAUGGACGGCCUGUCCUCGAUCUGGCCCCCCUCCCGCACGCAAAUCGACGGCCUCUCCAUUGGUGACGCCUGGCCCUGCUCCGACAUGCCGCAAUCGCCGCCCGCGCAGCCAUGGGAGUCCAUCGUGCCGUUCCACAAGCUCACCCAGUGGCUCUGCUACUCGAUCAUGGUUCCCAUGUCGCGACUGAUGAAGAUCCACUUUGCCGGAAGCGAACUGCUGACCGGUCUCCCCGAGUAUCGCAACGGCGGUCUCCUCAUCGACAUGGGACUGCUGACACUCAAGGACGAUGAUCUGCAGCGGGGCCUCGCCGCGUACAAGGAGAAUGCGCAGAUCAAGGGCCAGCCGAGUGUGGAGGUGGUGCCUCUGUUCUCGGCCGACGACGAUGUCAUUGUCGAAUGGCGCGCCGUCACCGUGGGCUUCCUGGACGACCUGCUGGACGAGGUCAACUCGCAGCUGGGGCUGCGGGGCGAAGAGGAGCUAACACUCGCGCAAAUGCUAGAAGCGGGCUCCUGGAAGGUAUUCUACCGUCAUGUGCAAGAUCUUCGACUGUCUCACUAA